Molecule: messenger RNA, 1047 nt
Organism: Microthlaspi erraticum
Lineage: Eukaryota; Viridiplantae; Streptophyta; Magnoliopsida; Brassicales; Brassicaceae
Source: the annotation of a GenBank genome assembly
AUGACUUCACCAAAGCAGCUUUCGCCGUCGUUACUGCCUUUUGAGUUAGUAGAAAAGAUACUAUACAGGACUCCGAUCGAAGCUUUGUUCCGAUUCAAAUCCGUAAGCAAACAAUGGUACGCUCUCUUCAAUGACAAGAUAUUCAGGUACAAACACUUUGAUCUCUCCCAUGAACGAUUCAUGCUAGUCCAUCAUAAAUCGUUUCAGCUCUCAAAUCUUGAGAACCAAGCUUUCUUAUGUCGACAAACCCCAGACGAGUUACACAAUUAUAAUAUUGUGAAUACGUUUCACUGCGACGGAUUAUUGCUAUGUACGUGUCGUGAGAGAGGUAUUCUAGGUGAAACAACGACAAAGCUAGCAGUUUUGAAUCCGGUUUUUAGCCGAAUCAAAUGGAUUCAACUCUCGAGUUCUUCCAAACAUUAUGAUUUCUACGGUGUUGGAUACGACAAUGUAUCUCGUGACAAGUACAAGAUCUUGAGGAUCGGAUUCGGCACCAGCAGGUAUGAUAUCAACAGAGACGUUGAGAUAUAUGAGUUUGAGUCUAAACUCUGGAGAAGUAUUAAUGCUACUCUCGAAUGCUCUCCACCGACGAGAUGUGUGUCUAUGAACGGAAACAUGUAUUGGAUUGCUCGAGAGAAGAUGAUGGCUGGCUCCAAAAUCGAAAGUUUUGAUUUUUCCACAGAAACAUUCAAGCCCAUAUGUUGUGUUCCGAAUGGAACUGAUUGUUCUUAUGGUGGAGGCUUGUCAAGUUUCGGAGGAGAUAGGCUUUCUUUGCUACAUCGAGACGAACAUGUGAAGAAGAUUGAAUUGUGGUUUACAAGCAAGUUGACUGAUGAUGGGAUUGUCUCGUGGAGCAAGUACUUUGAUGCAACUCCUGAUCCCCUAACAGAAAUCUCCCUUUCUCUAAAAACUUUCAUCGUCAAGACCAAUAAUAAGAUUACGAUCAUGUUAUGGUCCUCGGACAUAGAUUUCAAGGAUAGAGUUGUUUACACUGGUGUCUACGAAAUGGGUGAUGAGGGUGAGACAAAAAAACAAGUUGAGAGAUGA